Messenger RNA from Gigantopelta aegis, 2217 nucleotides. RefSeq lists its product as uncharacterized. Bases 1 to 2217 code for a protein of 738 amino acids. The record is from RefSeq and is a predicted model, not a curated record. Lineage: Eukaryota; Metazoa; Mollusca; Gastropoda; Neomphalida; Peltospiridae. The transcript has a single exon.
AUGCAGGUUCAUACCAUCCCAGGAGAAGGUAUACAGAAAUACGACCCCAUGACAUUCCUGAAGGGAAAGUACGACGAGGUCAAGAAGGUGCUGAAGCAAGCCAUCAAAGAUCGAGGUGAGCUAAAGUGGUACCUGACCAUCAAAGUAAAGGUGAGCAGGCGGAAAGGUGAGGUGGUGGAAACGGUGGAACCCCAUUUCAGAGGCAAGUGUCAAACGUCUCUUAAAUUUGAAGACCCAGAUGAAGGGAUGAAGGAAUCGAUUAAAAAGAUCUAUACUUCUUUCAUCGAAUUUCAAAGGCAGGGUAGCAACUGGACGGUGGAUAAGGUGGUAGACCUCACCAUUCACAUGGCUCGGUACCGACCCCUUCGAGGCUCGAGUUACACACCCCUCCCCAUCAAAUUGAGAGCUAAGCAUGCCAUCGUCAAUGUUCAGAAUCGGGACCAGAAGUGUUUCAUGUGGUCGGUCCUGGCGGCAUUAUACCCCGUCAAACAACAUGCAGAGCGGGUGGCUAAGUAUGCUCAAUACGUCAAUCAACUUGACACCACUGGCAUUUCUUUCCCCGUUAAACUGGUCGAUAUUCCCCGGUUUGAAAGGCAGAACAAUAUUUCUAUCAACGUGUUCGGUUACGAAAGAGGCGAAGUCUACCCACUCCACGUGACCAAACAACGUUUUGAAAGGCACGUGGACCUGCUGAUGAUCGCCAACAGUAAAAAGUCACAUUUUUGCUGGAUCAAAGACUUGAACCGGCUACUAUUUGAUCAGAAAAGCUAUGGUCAUCGCCAUCAUUAUUGUCCUUACUGUCUACAGGGGUUCACAAAACAGAGAAUUUUGGAUGAUCAUCUUGUUUAUUGUCAAACACAUGGUCCGCAGAAGGUUGACAUGCCCAAAGACGAAGACAAAUGGCUAUAUUACAAGAAUGUAAGGAAACAACUCAAAGUUCCCUACAUCGUCUAUGCUGAUUUCGAAUGCCUCCAAGUGCCUAUUUCAAGAUGUGAAAAAAGCCCAGAGUCAUCCUCCAUUGAGAAAAUGACUAAACACGUCCCUUCUGGGUUUGCCUAUAAAGUGGUUGGCUUGUCACCUGAACAUUGCAAACCACUUGUCACCUAUAGAGGCCUAGGCGCCACCGACAAAUUUGUCGAGUGCAUGGUCAAAGAACAAGAGGAGAUAGAAGAGAAAUUUAAACAGUGUGAGCUAAUGGUGAUGAGGGGACGAGAUUGGCAAUCAUUCAAGACGGCCACGCAGUGUCACAUAUGUAAGGCGCCACUCGGUCCUAAUCCAGUCAGGGACCACUGUCACAUUACUGGAGAGUUUAGGGGUGCAUUCCACAGUGAAUGUAACCUCAACUACAAGUUUACUGGGCGCAUUCCCGUUGUUUUCCAUAACUUGAGAGGCUAUGACAGUCAUCUCAUCAUGCAGGCCAUAGGAAAAAUUCAGAGUAAACCCAUCAGUUGCAUUCCCAACAAUAUGGAAAAGUACAUCUCCUUCAGUCUAGGGUGCAUGGAUUUUAUCGAUUCCUUUCAGUUUAUGAACUUUUCCUUGGAGAAACUCGUAAGCAAUCUGGCCAAGGAAGGACCUUCUAAGUUUGUCCACAUGACUCAACAUUUCGGCGCAGAUCAACUGCCCCUUUUGUUGAGAAAGCAGGUCUACCCAUACGAAUACUUUGAUUCUGAAGCUCGGUUCUUAGAGACCCAACUCCCACCCAAAGAAGCCUUUCGAAGCUCCCUAACUGAUGAAGACAUAAGUGACGAGAACUAUGCUCAUGCCCAAGGAGUAUGGGAGGAAUUUCGCAUCCGAGACCUCGGUCAGUACCACGAUCUGUACGUUUCAACAGAUGUUUUGGCUCUAGCAGACGUUUUUGAAAAUUUCCGGGGUAUCUGUUAUGGACUCGACCCAGCUCAUUUCUACACGUCUCCAGGUCUGGCAUGGCAGGCAGCCCUAAAGAUGACUGGUGUGAAACUCGAACUUCUUACAGACAUCGACAUGCACCUCUUCAUCGAAAAGGGACUUAGGGGUGGAAUCUCCAUGAUAUCCCAUCGUCAUGCCAAAGCUAACAACAACCAGGUCCCAAACCACGACCCUGAUCUUCCCAAUACCUAUAUUGCUUAUCUAGAUGCCAACAACCUUUAUGGGUGGGCCAUGUCACAAGCCCUUCCAGUGUCUGGGUUCCAGUGGCUAGAUGAUCCCCAUAUACCGAGGUACCCGAUGAUGCAUCUGUAG